UCCCACAACCCAAUCGCCAUGGCCAAAGGAACGACGCUCGGAUCCCCGUCCAAAGAAGCAGCCCAGGCCACCGCGCACGAACCGGCCGCAGUCUUUGGGUCGCCUGCUGCAGGCUGGCUGUCUCUGCUGCAGCAUACCACCAAGAGCCGCUUCUGCAAACUCGCCCUGAUCAGCUCCAUCCUCUUCGCCCUUCUGUGCAAGUGGGCCGUGGGCCUCAACGGAUACUCUGGCAAGGGGAUCGAGCCCAUGCACGGCGAUUUUGAAGCACAGCGGCACUGGCUCGAAAUCACCUUGCAUCUCCCGACGGCCUACUGGUACAAGUACGAUCUCCAGUAUUGGGGUCUUGACUAUCCUCCGCUGACUGCCUACCACUCCUGGCUCCUGGGCUGGAUCGCCCAUCGGAUCCACCCGGAAUGGGUUGCCCUCUUCACGUCCCGAGGAUACGAGAGCACGGCGCUUCAGGUGUUCAUGCGGGCCACGGCUCUGGCCACGGAGUGUGCCAUCUAUCUACCGGCGAUCAUCGUCGGAAUCAAGUCUGUAUGGGCCAAAGGCCGCUCCGGCCUCGAGCAGCAACUUUUGGUCUUGGCCGUUCUGCUUCAGCCUGCCUUGAUCCUCGUCGAUCACGGACACUUCCAAUACAACUCCGCCAUGCUCGGUUUUGUAGCCUGGACUGCGGCGCUCGUGGGAUUUGACCAGAAUGUUCUGGCUGCCAUCACAUUCUGCUGCGCGCUGUUCUUCAAGCAAAUGUCGCUCUAUUACGCUCUGCCGGUGUUCUUUUAUCUUCUCGGGAGAUGUAUUAAGGGUCCAAAUGGGCUUCUCACCUUCGUCUCGCUCGGAGCCACGGUCGUCUGCUGCUUCGGAGUGCUUUUGGUGCCGUUCCUCGGCUCUGUCGAGAGCCUCCUGCAAGUAUUCCGGCGAGUCUUUCCAGUCGAGCGAGGGCUCUAUGAAGACAAGGUGGCCAAUGUCUGGUGUUCGCUGAGCGUACUUGUCAAGUUGCGCAAUCUGUUUGAAGUCCAGCAGCUCGUGUAUCUGAGUGCGGCAUUGACUCUGUUGGCCGUCCUGCCUUCCGGAAUCAAUUUGCUACUCAAGCCCUCUCCGAAGCGCCUUCUGUACGGAUUGUUGAACGGAUCCCUUGGCUUCUUCCUGUGCUCAUUCAUGGUUCACGAAAAGUCGAUACUGCUGCCCCUCUUGCCUGCCACGAUCCUGCUGCUGGACGAGCCUGUGGUCGGUGUAUGGUUCAACAACGUUGCCAUGUUCAGCAUGUUCCCGCUGCUGAAGAAGGACGGCCUUGUCAUGCCGUACAUUCUGGCGGUUGUGCUCUGGAACUGGCUGUUUUCGUUUGGAUGGAAGCGAGCCUCUGGAUUGGUCAAGCUGGCCAAAGCGAUUUCAUACGCUGUCAUCUUCGGGUUGCACGCCAUGGAAGCCGUCGUCCCUCCGCCUCCUCGGUAUCCCGAUAUUUAUGUGGUCCUGAACGUGCUCUUCAGCACAUCCAUGUUUGUCGUGUUCUUUGGAUACUACAACUACAGACAAAUCCUGAGUGGUGCAUUGGAUCGCGACAGUCGAAAGCAGAAGGCGGCCUGAGUGAAGACCGUGCCACCGAGAUGAAAAGUUGCCUCCACGUCUUCGCCUCAGUAUCAGAUCGCCCACUCGUCGUUGCUGAGCCAAAUAGAACCACCCAUAGAGGUCAUCACACUCCUG
Molecule: messenger RNA, 1698 nt
Organism: Polychytrium aggregatum
Lineage: Eukaryota; Fungi; Chytridiomycota; Chytridiomycetes; Polychytriales
Product: glycosyl transferase
Exons: 9
Coding region: 19-1581 (520 amino acids)
Biological process (GO): protein N-linked glycosylation
Cellular component (GO): endoplasmic reticulum membrane
Molecular function (GO): dolichyl pyrophosphate Man9GlcNAc2 alpha-1,3-glucosyltransferase activity
Source: RefSeq, a predicted model, not a curated record